UAUGUUUCUUUGUCGGCUCGCUGUUUGGCGAACGGCCGCAGUGCCUAACACUGCCUGGUACACUGUCCCACUUCGCUUUCACUUUCCUUCCACCUCGCGUGUAGGAACUAGAUGCGCUCGAAGAUCAUGAGAGAUCAUUGAUCGCGCCUUUCUUGAGGCAACGUAUCCUUUAGGCGAUUUAUUGUGUGGAGAGAUGAUUUAAUGCAACAUCUGCUUUACAUAUGUGUGCGUGUGUGUGUAUGUGUGUGUGCAGCCAGAUAGUAUUCUUCUUUCUUACUAUAUUUUAACGUGUGUCACGUUUAAAAUAAAAGAUAAUGAAGUUAUUUAGCUGACAAUAUUGUUCUUUGAUUUUUAUGUUGUAUGUGCGUGCCAAAGUAUAUUUCUCGUUUUUAAAUAUUUUAUGGUUGAAGAAAGGAAAUAAUUAUCCUUGGGAGAUAACACUCUUUAGAUUAAGUUGAAUACCGACACUUGAGACGUGAUAAUGAUUCAGAUUGAGUUGGAGAACUUAAACAAUGCAACAGAUGAUAUUAAUAAGCUGGAAACUGAAUUGGAUGAAGCUCACACUGCUUUUAGGCAGCUUCUUUCUGACACGACAAGACGGCUGAAAGAAAUCACUGAUAAGUUAGGCACUAGUUGUAUUGAGAAAGCAAGAUGUUAUUACGAAGCAUUGGAGAUGGCUCGUCAAGCUCAGGUGCAAUGUCAACAGCAGGCACAACUAUUUCAACGAGCCAGCGAAAUUCACGCGGCCGCGAAGGAAACAGUCGCUCUGGCCGAAGCGCGAUUCAUGUCGCACCAGCAUGAGUGGAAUUUCGACCAGGCAUGGCAGGAUAUGCUCAAUCAUGCUACUAUUAAAGUAAUGGAUGCAGAGAAUCAAAAAGCUGAAUGCGGCCGAGAACAUCAUAGAAGAGCAAUGCUGUUUCACGAUGCUGAAAAGAAACUAGUGCAGUUAGAAGAGAAGCACCGACGCUCGAUAAUAAAAGCGAGGCCGUACUUUGAAGUGAAGGCUCAAUGUGAUCAAAUGCUAGCGACGCAGAAGGAGAGAGUAGAGCACUUACAACAAACUGUUAAAGAAGCUAAACGCAACUACGCAACGAGUCUCCGGACACUAGAGGAUAUCAGUAAUCAAAUACAUCAGCAACGAAGAGAUUACGAUAUCGUGGUUAAUGGACCGCGAGAACCUGGUGUUGGCGCCGAGCUAAUCGGUUCCGAUACAUGUCAGAAGCGUGAAAAAGAAUUUAGUGCUUCCGACAAUUGUAAAAUAUCCUCCAUUAGGUAUAAUGAAAGUGGAAACAACGAAAAACUACGCAAUAUCGAAAAACCUUGUUUAACGAAGGAAGACACGGAAAAACUUGACAAAAGAUCUGUGGACGGUAGCGAAAGCAAGUUUACGCAGUGGGAGUUGGAGCUGCAAGCUAGCAUGGAGAAAUUAAAUCGCUUGUCGCUCGAGAAUCCAUUGUACAUCAAGGAGCGCGAAAACGCACUUACUUCUGCCGAUCUACCGAACACCGUUGAAGACCGUGCUGUGAGCGAAGAGUGCUACGACUUCUUAUCCGUUGGACAAUUGAACGCGCACAGUUUGAGCCAACUUCCGAGAUCGACCAAAGAUUCGGCAAUUCUCGAGAAAGAUGCAUUUACUGACGGGUCGUCGCACUUGAAAAGAUCGUUCUCAACGACUAACUCCAUCACGACCCAACGCAGUCCUACGGCGAAAGUUGUUUCGAAGAGCAAUACCUCCAAAUCACUGAGCAGUAGUCCAGUGAACAGAAGAACGUCCAACUUCGAGAAUAGGAACAUCACGGAGAAAGCUGCGAGUGUAGAUAUGACGAAAUACGUGCCAAACAGAAUCUCUCAAUUUAAUGUCAAUGGCAAAGCAACUCAGAGCAGCUGGACCAUCGGUGUUCCCAACGACGUUGACGUCGAUGUCAUAAAUAAAAGACAAAAAAGAGAUGAUUAUAGUAAUACAAACGACAACUUAGUCAGUAAGAGCCACUUAGAACUUACGAAUUUACCUUACACGCAAGCUUCUCGUAACGUCGAGUUUCUUCCCGCGAAAACUAACUCAUUAGAAGGUGUCGGCCGACCUACGAAUUCGCAGGACGAUGCUACGUUAUUGCCAAUACGAUCUAGCUGUAACAUUUCGCAGAAAAGCGCAUCGUGCAGUGCCAACUCGAGCCCGAUAAAACUGAAGAAGUCGUUAACGUCAUCCUCUGGUUUUUCGGAUAGCGAAAUAUCAGAACAACACCUCAGCGAACGAUCAGCUGUCAAGAAGUUUGCUGUCAAAACCGCCAGUAUCAAAGAGUUACCGUUAUUGUCGCUCUUCGGACAAACGUCCACAUUGUCGGCGAUCCGAGGUAAGAGUUGCAGCAUGAUCGACUUGGACAGUAAACAGAAUCUGAAGAUGCUGCUGGAUAACUCUCGCUUGGGCGAUAUACAAGCGGUCAGUGCGGAAAGAUUAGCGUACGUGAGACACAAAUUAGUCAACGAUAAUCUUUUGGCGACAAAGACGAACGAUGUUAAGAAAUAAGUACAAGAACAAGCUAGAUAAGAUAAGUUAUUCUUGUGAUAAACGAAUUUUAUGUUUGACGCGUGUAAGUAGAGAAUUGUUAAUAACGUUAAGAAACUCACAUGUAUAAUGAAAGGUUGUAGCAGGGUUGCUGUAAUUUAAGCGACAAAUUUCAAACGUUAUACAAAAAUUUGAAACGUAAAAUUGAUUUCUACAACUGUUGCCAGUUGUACGCAUUAUGUGUAUACUAUUGAGAUUUAUUAAUCAUAUACACAGUUGGAUAAUUAAAAGUCGCAACAUUUCUUCUCGAUAAGUUUUUCGUGAUAGGAGAAUCUGUUUUUCAGCAAUUCUCCGGGAGAUAAAUUUUCCCUUUGGACACGGGACGUGUUGCAAAACGUGUUUUUUGUGAAUGUGUUGUUUCUUCGAAAAAAAGGUUCGCGACCUUUAAGCACCUGACUCUGUAGUAUUGAUCAUAUGUAUAAAUAUUCGCAGACUAAAUAAUAUCUCAUUUGUAAAUUCACUUGAUCGCAAUGACGCGAUUUCCGAACAGCUCGAGCUGAACCAGUAAAAGAUCCAGACAUAUAGAUUUAUUAAGUGCAAAUCUACGCGAUUAUUUACAAUUACGCGUUACACCUGCCAUCGAUAAUUAAGCAGGCAUGUCGUUUACUAUUUUCUAAGCUCUUUUAAUAUGUGCUUUUUUUAAUAAAACAGAUUUCUUAACAAGCA
Messenger RNA from Odontomachus brunneus, 3229 nucleotides. Its product is annotated as SH3 domain-binding protein 5 homolog. Bases 482 to 2524 code for a protein of 680 amino acids. Gene Ontology annotation, molecular function: protein kinase inhibitor activity. The record is from RefSeq and is a predicted model, not a curated record. The transcript is spliced from 7 exons. Gene Ontology annotation, cellular component: cytoplasm. Lineage: Eukaryota; Metazoa; Arthropoda; Insecta; Hymenoptera; Formicidae. Gene Ontology annotation, biological process: negative regulation of protein tyrosine kinase activity; intracellular signal transduction.